UUUUAUUUGGGCAACACCCCGGAAAGACACGAUCGGUUGUGAGUGACAUAUUAAAAUGAGGUCCUACUGUACGUAUUACUGUACAUACUGUAUCGUGACUAUUUGCCCAGCAUCUGUGUAUAGUACACUUAAUAAACUAAUGUCAUAAUUGAAACAAUAAUAAUGUUAUUUUGUUAUAGAGUGUUAUAACAUGGUUAUUACCAACGUCUCUCUCAUAUCUGAGAGGGACAUAGUAGCUACGUCAUUUACGUCAUUUAUUUGACGUCUGUUGGCUUGGCUCCAGCAUCUUUGUGUCACGCGCUGUACCUGUCAACUCAACUGAAGCAUCAUUAUAAUCGGCUACUUCAUGAGAAAGUUUCACUAGUAGCUAGCUAGCUAUGUUUCAUAAAAACUCAACAACGGUCACCUCUUUUAUACUGCUAGAUAACAUUUCAAAAGUGCUGAUAAAAUACAUGGCCUAAUAGAGUUCAUUCUUUCUGUCUGAUUUUACUGGACAAAAUGAAUUGGGUCGGUGGUUCAAGGAACCGGUUUAUGAUGAGAAAUGACAUGAAAAAGCAGAGGGAAUUCUUUGAAAAGAAAAAAAUGCAGAGAAAGAUGAAAACCUUAGGAAUACCAACCUCUCCUAAAGGAGCCAGUUCUGGAAGUAUGGACCUAGUGACUUUAUUCAUAGUAAACCAGAUUGCUGCAAAGAAAGAAAACAAUGAUCAGCCAAAGAUAACUCACAUCACUGAUGAUAAAGGAGGACCCAAGUCGAUGAGGGAGGGGCCCCUGGAGUUACCCAUGAGCCCUUGCUCCCCAUCACGGCUUUCCCUUGUGGAGAGCCAGCCUUUGUACAGUGUCCAGACUGCUAGAAAGAGAAAGCACUGCAUUCCUAAUGGAUUCAAGUGUAGACAGCUCUCACCAGUGCUGGAGUCGAACAUGUCAGACACCAGUACGUCAGACUACCAGCAACGCAUCCAGGAAACCCUGAGCCCCUUCUGCUCGGCAUCGUCGUCAGUCUCCUCCUCAGGGGCAGGCCUGUUCUCCCUCCAGCACAUAGCACAGGUCCAGCCACAGCUACACUGCUCCCCUAGAACCCCAUGGGAUACCUCCACCUCAGAGCAACUACAGUUUAGACCUUUCUCUCAGCCAGGAGGGAGGAGAGAGUGUUCCCCGUGGGCCACAGGACCAAGUGGACCCAAACAGCAGCUGAACAUGACCCCCACUGUGUCCAGAGUACUGUUUGGAGGCACAGAGCCUGACACAGACACCAGAGACCAUGUCAUGCACGCAGUGGGGUUCUCUAUCAACCAAUCGGAGGGAAAAGACCACACCUUGGAGUUCUCUCUCAAAGAUCAGACAAUGAAGUUCUCUCUCAACCAAAUGGAGAGUGAAGAGCAACACGAGAAAGCACUCUUCAGGGCCUGCAGUAAUGAGGAAUAUGGAAGUGAAGCUAAUUUUAAGAAGGGGAUGUCUAAGAUAUAUCUCAAGGAGGAAGUACCAACGUCUUCCAGAGAUGUGAAUGAAUCACAGAGCCAAGACCCUGAACCUGAUUUUCUGACUCAGGUUUCUAACUGCACUGAUGUCAGCUCAUCUUGUCCUGGAAACACUCAUCAUGGUCCUAAGGAAUUCUGCGAAUCAUCGCCCAGUUACUCUCCAAGAGGAGGUUACUUUAGUUCAGACUCUGAUGAUGACGAGGUGGAGGAUUUUCACCAGUGUCACCAGGGUGGAUCCUCACAGUCACACACAGUGAGGUCCUGUAGUGAAGAGUUCCCUAUCCUCAGCCAAGGCUCAUCACAUUGGAACACACAACAACUGGGUCACCCUCAGUCUCAACCCAGACCUUACACCCCACCCACUAGGCCUCAAUGCACAGGGAACUGUGGAAACGACCAGAGAGCUUUGGAGAGCUCCGGCUACACUGAGAGACGGUCAGGCUGUGCAGUUACAGAUGACAGUAACGGCCAGGUUAGGGUUAUAAGUGAUCAGUAUGUCCCAUCUUGUCCUCUGUCUGAAUCACAGUGCUCUGAGAUUCACCAACAAAAGAUGGAAGCCACCGGAACACGAGAAACACAAACACGAGAAAUGGGAACACAGACUGUCACCACCAUCACCUCGAAAUGUCCAACAUCGGACGUUUCAACUCAGUGCAGUUUUGGACUGGAGUGUAAAGAGAACAACCUCAUGGACUCUGAAUCCCACAAGUCUGCUUACAAUGUAAUACUGACCCCAACUACCAGAGGGCAGGCAAGUCACAGAGAUGAGUCUAUGAGACAACAGACACACAGAGCAUUAUCAGACAGAUCCAGGAAGGAGGGAGAAGAGCAAACGCCAUGGAGAAAAUCAACAGCCAGAGAGCUCAAGGCUGGAACUGGGCACCAUCCAUCAAUCAUCCCUUCUAACAAGUGUCUUAACACUAACACUGAGAGUAGAGUGUUUAUUCAGAGACCCACUACCUCUAUACUAGACGUUCUCACCACCAAUGAUGUAAAAGACUUGAGAGAUGAGCAGCUGCAGCAUAGAGGACAGGAAGAUGAAAGAGAGGUCCUGAAACCUGUUGAGAAUGUUCCUCUUAGAGAAGACCUUCCAGAUGACAAAGAGGAGAAACGGAGAGGGAGUGCAGAGGAGAGGGAGGAGGUCACUGCUGAGAGCGGAGUUAACAGGCUUUCAGAGGAGGUUGAGACACUUCAGGAAAUAGCAGACAUUCUGCUCAUGCUGAAGCAGAGGAAAAAAGAUUAGAGGUGGGAAGGACAGGAGAGUAUCCCUUUAAGAGUUGUGAACAAUACUAUCAACUACAUCCCAUUACCACAGAAUCUGUUUCUGCAUAUUUAAAGGUUUAUAACAAUGCCCUUGGGAUUCUACAUUAAAACGAAAGCCAGACAUUUCAAGAUAAUUAGUUUAUUUUUUCCCAAUACAUAUUUAAGUGUUCUAGAUUCUCAUGAAUAUAUUUACUUUGAUAGAAUAUAAAUUCUAGCAAAACAUUUACAGCAACAAUAAUCAAAUGUAUACUAUACAGCACUGGAUGCAUUUAAAAAAAAUCUUCACUAGUUCUUCAUAAUCUAGAAUAGAAACAAUGCAUUUAAUUUGUUUUCACAUAGAAACAAUUGCACCCGUUCACCAUAAACACAUUGGAUGUCCUCAUUUAGGAGUUAAAGCAAAGAAGGCAAUAUAAUAAUAACACAAUGGGUUGUCAAGGGGUUGUUGAGCAUUUUUCAUAAAAUCACAAAACAUCAAAUAACUUGUUUGACACUAUCUCAAGUUUGUUACAUGAUGGCAAUGUUGUCACCUUUGUGAAGGGGGUGUGCAAUAAAGUGUUUUCUCUCUAUAAAACAAACUGUGAUAAUAAUUAAAAAGACAUAUCUUCCAGUGAACCUCCAGUUUAGACUACCUCUAGUAUCCUCUCUUUUCUAAUCACAUUUCUAAUCAAAUACUCAAAUAUUGAUAAUAAAUACUCAAUAAUCCAGUAUUGACACUGAUGUUCCAAUGAACUGUGAUCCUUUGAAAUGCUGUCAUUUCAUUUCAGUCUAGAGAAAAUCCUAUUUGAAUUCCCAAUAGUAGCUAUCUAUCUUGUUUUGACACAGACAUAUUCUCAGCGACAUUAUGUUGACCACUUUCAACCAGUCUGCUACACUCAAAUCUAUGUGUACUCAAGUACUCAACUAAAAAGGUGUCACCUUACAUAGUUUUACAAUAUAUUAAACAACAUUAGCAAGUACAAUACAGUACUCCUCGACCCUUUAGAACACGAGAACCCCAGCUCUUUCACGUGAAGAGUAUGCAUUGCAAUUUGUACAUAAGGCUGUGGAGGAAGACAACGUAAAAUGGAGACAAAAUAAGACAUUCUUUCUGACAUUGUUUUCCCAAAGAACAACUGUGUGUGACAUUAACUGACUAAACUGUCCAUUUCAAUGCAUGGCUAUUCCCUCAGUGACUGAGGUACAACAAUGAAUAGUCUAGUCUACAUCGAUUAAUAAAAACAUUUGCAACUUC
This is a messenger RNA of Oncorhynchus kisutch (coho salmon), 3969 nucleotides long. RefSeq names its product regulator of DNA class I crossover intermediates 1 (gene redic1). Bases 499 to 2718 code for a protein of 739 amino acids. The transcript has 13 exons. The record is from RefSeq and is a predicted model, not a curated record. NCBI's taxonomy places the organism in Eukaryota, Metazoa, Chordata, Actinopteri, Salmoniformes, Salmonidae.